This is a messenger RNA of Caenorhabditis angaria, 2545 nucleotides long. The record is from the annotation of a GenBank genome assembly. Lineage: Eukaryota; Metazoa; Nematoda; Chromadorea; Rhabditida; Rhabditidae.
AUGACAAACAUGCAGCAUUAUAUGGAUGAUAUUCAUGAUAGUAAGUUAUUCUAGUUAGCCCAAUUUAUUAUAAAUAAAAAAUUGAAAUUUUAGUUAUGGAAGGGUUGAAUGUUGAAAUUGAAAGAAGAUUGAAAAGAAUUGGAAAAUGGGAUGCACAAAUUGAAGAAUGGACUGAAGAAUCGAAAAAAUUGGAUGAAUAUAUAUUUGAUGAAAGUAAACCGCAAGAAAAAAGAGAUGAAAAAGCAUUGAGAUUGGCUGAGGUAACUCAUUUGAAAUAUAAAUGCAAAAAUAUUUAUAAGUUGGGACAUUUUCUGAUUUUUUCUAUUUUUUGGUUCAAAAAUUGAAAAUCUGUGGUAUUUGCCAGCUUCGAGUUUAGAGCAAAAAUCUGAAAUUUUUCCGUGUUUCAGAAAUUUUGGUUCAAAUAUUUGCAUUUCUGAUCCACGUGCCAAAUUGUUUUUUUUUUCCCUCAUUCAUUUUCCUUAUUUUUCCAGCUUCGAGGAAAAAUGAGAGCUUUAACCGAACGAAAAGUGCAAUUAAGCGAAAAGAGCCAAAACACAGUGCAUGCGAUAUAUAAGAAGAUGUCAGCAUUGGCUUAUCAUUGUAAAUGUGAAGUUGAAAUUGAUAAUCCGGGUAGCACUGAAUUGAGAGAACGAUGUGAGUUUCUUAAAAAGUAGAAUUUUCAAAUACAUAUAAUUUUAUUUUUGUAGUGUUUGUUCAAAUGAAUGGCUAUGCGGAAAUUGAAGCAGAUCAUGCAGAUGGACAAAUUCAUAUAUCAGCAAAUGAUAGAAGAACACGGGAAAUGUCAAUUAUGACGGAUGAAGAUUCGGGGUAAGGGUUUUUUUGGAAUUUUAUUCAACAUAAAAAAUAUAAAUUAUCAAAUUUAUGGCUGGAUAUUUUCCCCAACCAAUUAUCUUAGCAAUCCUAGAUGAAUACACAAAUUUGAAAAUGGUUUCAAAAUGCUCUAAAUUUUUAUAUUAAAUUAAAGCUUUUUGAGAAAUAUUCACGUUUUUUUUUUCAAAAAUAAAAUAAAACGUGAACAUUGCGUGGCACCUAAUAAUUAAUUUUCAUUUUUUUUCAGAAAAAAAAGGCGGUGGUCGAUCUCGGGCUGUUUUCAAAGACAAUAAAUCGAAUUAUUCAAGUGCUCGUUCCAGUGUUGAAAGAGAAAAUGGUAAAAAAGGCGAGAAAAUGUCGAGUUAUAUGCGAAGGAAAAAUGAGAAAAUGAAGGAACAACAAAGAAUUGAUGAGGAAAUGCAAUUCGAAAAAGAGAAACUUGGUAGGAUAUAUUCAAAGAGUUAUUUUAAAUAUAUAGUAUUGUUUCAGAUUUGAUAAAACGUGAAUUGUUGGAUGGAACUGAUUUUGAUUGGGGAGGAGAAUCAUCGAGUACUGGAAUUGGAAGAGUUGGAAUAACUGAAGAAGAAGAGGAACAAGAAUUGUUGCGAUUUUUGAUUCCGGAAAAUGAUGGAAGAUUGCCGUCGCCACCAAGAGAUAUUAUGGAAUCGCUUGAAGCUACUGUAUGUUUUAUUUUAUCAAGACUGAUCGGAAUUGGAAUUUUUCUGAAGAUCAUAAUAUUUAUAUUGUUUUCAAAUUGAUGAACUUUUGGAAUUCAAAAUUUCAACCCGAAAAAUUCGAAAUUCCAACUCAUUUCCAAGUCGAAAAUAUUUAUCAACAAAAAUAAUAUUUUUUCAGGACACUGGAAUGUUUUCAAUGGAUUGGUCAAAUGAAAAAGAAGAAAUCAAACCAAUGUCUUCAAUGACAAAUUUGAAACGACCAAAUGUAUGUUAAUAUUGUAUCAUAAUUAAUGUUUUACCCCCACUGUUUUAUUAUUUCUUAUUUGUAUUAUUAGGCAUCAUCUUCACCUUUCGAUUUGGCUGAAAAACGAAAACGAAAUCUGUUAUUUGGAUCUAUAGCGGAUACCAGUUUCAGUGGUCGCCCCAGAAAGUUAGUGAGAUGAUUUUUUCUUUUUUUUUAUCCUGUGUUGUUAUCUAUUUUGUGAUAUAAGAUUUUAUUAAUUAAACCAAAUAAUAACACUUUUUUCGAAUUCAAUUGAUUUUUUUUUUGGAAAAAAUGGGAUUUUUCUUGCAGAUUGACGGAUCGAGUUUCAGAAAUGAUGCAAAAUAGUCGAGAACGAGAAGAAAAAAGGAUGAAUCGGAAAAAAGAAAAUGAUGAGUGGUGUAUUUGUGAUGGAGUGAGUUAUUUUUGGAUUUGAACAAUUUGAAGGUAGAAACUCAGGACUAAAAACUUCAAAUUCGCAGAAAAAUUAUCAAUUUUUCAUAUGAGAAUGUCCCUGCCAUUUUUAGAAUAAAACUCUUUUUUCAGAAUAUCAAUUCGGAAAUGAUGGUUCAAUGUGAUAAUGCAAAUGUAAGCUUUUCAAAAACUCAUUCAAAUUCCCCUCCGAAUUAUUUUUAUCAUAUAUUUUCAGUGCAAAAUUGAAUGGUAUCAUUUCGAAUGUGUUGGUUUAUUGGAUUCCCCAUUUGAUACUUGGUAUUGUCCAACUUGUUCUCAAAUUCCUCCAAUGUUUCGACUUCAAAGACCAAAAGACGAAUAA